Molecule: messenger RNA, 1503 nt
Organism: Diaporthe citri
Lineage: Eukaryota; Fungi; Ascomycota; Sordariomycetes; Diaporthales; Diaporthaceae
Exons: 2
Coding region: 1-1503 (500 amino acids)
Biological process (GO): protein O-linked glycosylation
Cellular component (GO): Golgi apparatus
Molecular function (GO): alpha-1,3-mannosyltransferase activity
Source: RefSeq, a predicted model, not a curated record
AUGUUGUUCAAGGCUGUCCGUUUCUCGAAAACAGCAUUGGUAGCGCAGUACCUUCUGACAAUCGUAGUGCUAUCAAUCUUCUGGACGUCUUAUGCUGGCUCGAUCCACGGCCUUGGCGUCUCCACCAGCCGACCAUUGCUCAACAACGGGCCGGAUGCCGCAAGUCGCCCACCUCCGUCCGCUCCGGUAGACCCAUUGCUACCCAUCUCUGACGCCGAGGCCGACCUCAUCGAACUCGCAUCUCAAUUCUUCGUCGACUACCCGUUGCAAAAGCCCUAUACGAAACGGUUCGGAGAGCUCGGCGGUAGACUACAGGUCCUGCGAAAAUGGAUAGAGAUGAGCGAGAAAGCCGGCCCAGGGCCGCAGACGGAUCGGGUCAUGGCCGCGACUGAGGCCGUCACCGCGUCCGCGUUUCCCUUCCUAGUGAACAAUUCAACUUCCACUACACCGUUGGCCGACCUGAGUCAGAGAUUCACAGUACCACGGGGAAUUGUCAUUCCCACGGGAAACAAGACGUUCCGGUUCGCCUGCCACCUAAUUGUCGGCCUUCGGCGGGUGUUCAAGACGACACUUCCGAUUCAGGUUGUCUACGCUGGGAACACCGACCUUCCCGAGGAAAAGCGAGAUGCGUUGGAAUCACUGGCCACUUUUCGUACCGAAUCCGGCGAGGUUGAGCACGGCGAUGACAGCUUUCUCGACGCGACGGAGGUGUUUGACGAUGCCACUCUGAAGUUGGCGUACGGCGGGUGGGCCAUCAAAGCCUUCGCCGCAUUGGCAAGCAAGUUCACCGAGGUCAUUCUCCUCGACGCCGAUGCAGUCUUCUUCCAGGACCCCAUCUCGCUCCUGCAGCAAAAGGACUACCAAAAGCACGGCGCUCUAUUCUUCCACGAUAGGCUGCUCUGGCAGUAUGACUUCAAGGAGAGACACCAGUGGUGGCACUCUCAGGUGAUCCACGAGGGACUCGGGAGGGUAGUCGUUGUGGACAAGUCUCGCUUGGAUGUGGUGCUCGGCCUUCUUCACGUGGCCUGGCAGAACACAAAAGAUGUGCGGGAGGAGACGACGUAUAAGAUGACCUACGGCGACAAGGAGGCGUGGUGGUUCGGGUUCGAACUGGCCAACGCGACUUACGCAUUCGAGAAACAUUACGGCGGCAUUGUGGGAUGGGGAAGAAACAAUCCGCAGCUCACAUCCACGGCCAAUGCUAACGCGACUCUCGGACAACCAGACAAGGUCUGCAGUUUUGUUAUUUCUCACGUCGACGAGUCUGACAAGCUCCUUUGGUAUAAUGGCGGCCUUCUUAAGAACAAAAUUACCAACAAGCGGGAGUUUGAGGUGCCGACACACUGGAUGAUGGACGCCGAAUGGGAGAAAGGGGCGAGCAAGCCCGACAUGUCUUGCAUGAAACGCGGAACAGCGAUGGAGCUUGCGGACGUAGAGAAGGACAUCAUCAAGCGGUCUAUAAAAGAAGCUCAAAUCGUAGACAUCGAAUUAAAUUUGGUCUAG